Lactuca virosa is the source of this 2557-nucleotide messenger RNA. The record is from the annotation of a GenBank genome assembly. NCBI's taxonomy places the organism in Eukaryota, Viridiplantae, Streptophyta, Magnoliopsida, Asterales, Asteraceae.
CCUAAUUUUUCCCCCUCAACGUUUCAAAAAGAUGAUACCAACGAUUCAACUUCCGGGUACAAACGGUACGUCUUCUCCAUCCCUCCAAGAUCUUCCGAACCCUUUUUAGUACUGCUUUUAGUUCCUAAUGAAUGGUAUAAGUUAGGGCUCGAAUUUGAUUGUGCACAUGAUUUCAUGAACCGGCUGAAGAGAACUGAUAUAAUAUAAGAUUUUCUCGAUGAUGUUUAAAGUUAAGAUGCCUUUGGAUGCAGAAAAUUCAGGUCAUAUGAUUUCUUCAUGGUGAUUUGGUGUUCUUUACGAUUGGACUCAUGUUGUUUGAUGAUAUGUCUGAGAGAAGUUAAAUUAUGCCUUCUGUAACUGAGGUAUAAUGGUAUAUAUCGUAAAACCAACGAAACUUGAGUAUUUGAUGUCACAUGCUAGUUUUUAGAGGGUUACAAUUCGUGUGUCUUUGAGUUUGGAUAAUAGUUGCAGGAUGGAAACCCCAGUUUCCAAGAGGCCAUUAAGAAAGAAACACCUCUCUAGAAGCUAUGAUGAGAAUUUGAUGGAUGAUUAUUUGGAUAAGCAAUUAGGUAAUUCCCCAAGGAAAAGGUUCAGAACAAAGAAGGAAUUGGAGAAAGAAACAGAAAAAGAAGCCAUGAUAGCCCUUUCUUUAGGGUUUCCCAUUGAUGCCCUUCUUGAAGAAGAAAUCAAAGCCAAAGUAGUAAGUGAGUUAGAUGGAAAAGAACAAAACGACUACAUCGUUGUCAGAAACCAUAUACUUUCAAGAUGGAGAGCUAAUGUACAUGCAUGGCUUUCCAAAGGAGAAAUAAAGGAAACUGUAAGUAACGAAUUCAAUCACUUACUUCAUUCUGCUUAUGACUUUCUUCUCUUCAAUGGGUAUAUAAAUUUUGGAGUUUCACCAACUUUCAAACCUCAAAUGCCCGAAGAAUCAACAGAAGGAUCUGUAAUAAUAAUCGGUGCAGGACUUGCUGGAUUAGCUGCAGCUCGCCAGUUGUUAGCUUUUGGUUUUAAAGUGAUUGUGUUAGAGGGUAGGAACAGACCUGGGGGUAGAGUCUAUACCCAGAAAAUGGGUCAGGGUCAGGGGCAAAAUGGUAAUUAUGCUGCUGUGGAUCUUGGUGGAAGUGUUAUCACAGGUAUUCAUGCAAACCCUCUUGGAGUUUUAGCUAGACAGCUUUCGAUUCCUCUUCAUAAAGUGAGAGAUAAAUGUCCUUUAUAUGAUCCAGAAGGCAAACCUGUUGGAAAAGAAACCGAUUCAAAAGUAGAAUUUAUUUUCAAUAGACUUCUAGACAAAGUAACCGAAUUCAGACAAAUCAUGGGUGAAUCAUGUGGUGACAUUUCAUUAGGAUCAGUUCUUGAAAAACUCACAAAACUAUAUGCUGUAGCCACAAGUGUAGAAGAAAAACAAUUACUCGAUUGGCAUUUUGCAAAUCUAGAAUACGCAAACGCGGGCCCACUUUCAGACCUUUCAGCUGCUUAUUGGGAUCAAGAUGACCCGUAUGAAAUGGGUGGUGAUCAUUGCUUUUUAGCAGGUGGGAAUUGGAGAUUAAUCGAAGCAUUAUGUGAAGGGGUUCCGAUUUUUUAUGAAAAGAUUGUGAAAACCAUUAAGUAUGGUGAAAAUGGAGUUGAGGUAAUUACAAGUGAUCAAACAUUUCAAGGUGAUAUUGUUCUAUGCACUGUUCCUCUUGGUGUUUUGAAGAAAAAGGUGAUAAGUUUUGUGCCUGAAUUACCUGAAAGAAAACUUGAGGCGAUUGAGAGACUUGGAUUUGGGUUGUUGAACAAGGUUGCUAUGGUGUUUCCUUAUGUUUUUUGGGGUGAAGAUGUUGAUACAUUUGGUUGUUUGAAUAGAAAUAGUGAGAAUCGUGGAGAGUUUUUCUUGUUUUAUAGUUAUCAUACAGUUUCUGGGGGAUCAGUUCUUGUUGCAUUGGUUGCUGGUGAAGCUGCAAAAUCAUUUGAAUCCACUCAUCCUUCCACUUUGCUUCAUCGUGUUUUAAAUGUCCUUAAAGGAAUAUAUGGACCAAAGGGUAUUGAAGUACCUAAUCCAAUCCAAUCCAUUUGUACAAAAUGGGGAAAUGAUCCCCUGUCAUGCGGUUCAUAUUCUCAUGUGCGGGUCCACUCUUCCGGUAGUGACUACGAUAUCCUGGCGGAAAACGUUGGAAACCGCCUCUUUUUCGCCGGAGAAGCCACCAACCGCCAACACCCCGCCACCAUGCAUGGGGCCUACUUAAGUGGUCUAAGAGAAGCUUCAUACGAUGACUCAACCGGGCUCAUGAUGGUUGCCAUUGAUGAUGAUGAUGAUAAAGUCAAAGUCAACAAUGGUCAAAGUCAACGCCCGGUGAAGCUUUACACGAUGGUGACACGUGUACAGGCGUGGGAUUUGGAGGCGGUGGUUGGUGGCGGGGAAAGUGGGUUGAGUUACAUGUCGGAGAAUCUCGGGUUGAAGUUAAUGGGAAUGGACUGUUUUGCCCUUGUGGCAAAUUCGUUGAUUUCUAUUAUUGCUACACGGAGAAGUAGGGUUAGGAAUCGGGUAGUGUUUGGAAACCGUGUUUCGUACACGUGA